AUGGAACAAGAAAAAUCACAGCCUUACAGACCUCUCGUGCUCACCAGUAUUGCCGACGUCAGAAAAUGGAGACUCUCGUGUACCCUCGCCAACAAGACCGUGGGGUUGGUCCCGACCAUGGGGGCGCUCCACCAAGGCCAUUUGUCAUUGAUCAAACAAUCGCUUAAGAAUAACGGGGCCACCAUCAUUUCCAUCUUCGUUAACCCAUCGCAGUUUGCUCCUAAUGAAGACUUGGAUGCUUAUCCAAGAACCGUGGAAGACGACAUCAGUUUGGUUUCCCAAUUAUCAGACACCCAUGCCGGGCUAGAAACCAAGGUCGACGUGGUGUUCCUUCCAAACGUCAAAGAAAUGUACCCUUCGGGAAUCCCUCUAGAUGUGUCACAACAGUCUGGGGCCUUUGUAUCUGUGCUCGGUCUUAGUGAAAUGCUCGAAGGGAAAACUAGACCAAAUUUCUUCCGUGGGGUCGCCACGGUGGUGUCGAAAUUCUUCAUCAUUGUCACCCCGACCAGAGCAUACUUUGGACAAAAAGAUUAUCAACAGUCGUUGGUGAUCCGCAGAAUGGUCAAGGACUUGUUGUUUGAUAUUGAGAUUGUGGUCUGUGAUAUUUACAGAGAUGACUCGGGACUAGCGUUGAGUUCAAGAAACAAGUAUUUGGAUGGUCCCACCGUGGAAAUGUCGACCAAUAUUUACCGAAUGUUGAAACAUGGUAAAGAUUUGUACGAACAACAGAACAUCACCAGUGUGGCAGAAUUACAGAAGCAAAUGAUGGCGGUGAUCCAGCCAUUUGUAGAUGAUGGGGCGAUGAAGGUUGAUUAUAUCUCCAUCAAUGAUAAAGACACUUUGGAAGAAUUAACAGAGAUAGAUACCAACAAGGGUGGGUGCAUCACAUGCGCAAUCUAUGUGACCAACUCUUCCGAUGACAAUGUUACUAGAUUGAUUGAUAAUAUUCUUUUAUAG
This is a messenger RNA of Saccharomycopsis crataegensis, 957 nucleotides long. It is a transcript of the gene PAN6, whose product is annotated as pantoate--beta-alanine ligase PAN6. The record is from RefSeq and is a predicted model, not a curated record. Gene Ontology annotation, molecular function: pantoate-beta-alanine ligase activity. Bases 1 to 957 code for a protein of 318 amino acids. Lineage: Eukaryota; Fungi; Ascomycota; Saccharomycetes; Ascoideales; Saccharomycopsidaceae. The transcript has a single exon. Gene Ontology annotation, biological process: pantothenate biosynthetic process.